Molecule: messenger RNA, 318 nt
Organism: Pipistrellus nathusii (Nathusius's pipistrelle)
Lineage: Eukaryota; Metazoa; Chordata; Mammalia; Chiroptera; Vespertilionidae
Source: the annotation of a GenBank genome assembly
AUGUUUGCCCUGUGUCUGUCCAGAAGCGGGCUUGAGUGGGGUGAGGCUGCAUCCAGGGGUCAGUCACCUGUUGGGCCUGGGGAAGGUGGGGCGGGGCUGGAGAACGGGGCGGCGGGCGAGGGAGGCCCAGGCUUCACAGAAGCAGAAUCUCCGUGCUUCACACAUGUGCCAGGUCUGCCUGUUGCAGGUCAAAACGCUGCAGAGGCCCAGGUUGGAUGGGAAAAGGCUCUUGAUGUCAGGUCCCACCCCACUCAUCCCCAGUCAGCCCCAGCUCCCCCUGCAGCUCAGCUGGGAGCGCCGCCUCCUGCUUGUAAAUAG